This is a messenger RNA of Ochotona princeps (American pika), 1153 nucleotides long. RefSeq names its product transmembrane protein 51 (gene TMEM51). The coding region runs from base 153 to 905 and encodes 250 amino acids. The transcript is spliced from 2 exons. The record is from RefSeq and is a predicted model, not a curated record. NCBI's taxonomy places the organism in Eukaryota, Metazoa, Chordata, Mammalia, Lagomorpha, Ochotonidae.
CCUGGAGACUGGCGCAGACCUGCUUGGAGAGUGGUGCUAGAGCUUGUUCACUGUGCAUUUAAGGAGCUGCCGCCGCUGCUGCUACCACCACCACCAGCUUUUAUUUAUUCGGCUUGCUCUGCCUGGGCCCACCCUCGCCCCGACCCGCCGGCAUGAUGGCCCAGUCCAAAGCCAACGGCUCCCACUACGCGCUGACCGCCAUCGGCCUGGGGAUGCUGGUUCUUGGGGUCAUCAUGGCCAUGUGGAACCUGGUGCCCGGAUUCAGCUCUGCCGACAAGCCCACGGCUCAGGGCAACAAGACCGAGAUAGGCAGCGGCAUUCUCAAGAGCAAGUCCUUCUCCGUGGCCUACGUGCUGGUCGGGGCCGGCGUGAUGCUGCUGCUGCUGUCCAUCUGCCUGAGCAUCCGGGACAAGAGGAAGCAGCGGCAGACCGAGGAUGAGAUAGCCCGCAUCCAGCAGCAGGCGGCCGCGCAGCCGCACGCCCAGGAGGAGGACAGCCAGGAGGAAGAGGAAGAGGCCUCCUCCAGGUACUACGUCCCCAGUUACGAGGAAGUCAUGAGCACCAACUACUCGGAAGCCAGGGAAGCGGGCCAGGACCCAAGGAUGACUGUGUCCCUCCCCUCCUACGAGUCACUGACAGGACUGGAUGAGACCACCCCCACUGGUCCCAGGGCCAACGCGGAGUCCGGCCCAGGGCAUACCCCUGACAGACAGAACUCCAGGUUGACCAAACACCUGAAGCCGCUCAAGGUCCGGAGGAUCAAAUCGGAAAAGCUGCAUCUCAAGGACUUCCGGAUCAGCCUCCCGGACAAAAACGUGCCCCCACCCUCCAUUGAGCCACUCACCCCUCCGCCCCAGUAUGACGAGGUCCACGACAAGCUCCCCGACGCCCGGCCACCUGACUGACCCGCCCUCUCGGGCCAUGUUUCCUCCUGGCCCUCACACCCUCUGUAACCCCAGACGCAAAGGAAGCCACUGGAGCCCCCAGCCAAGAAGCUGGGGGGACCCAAUGUGCACUUGGCCCGUCUGUAACGGGGGGAGGGGCCUCCUGUGUGUCUGACGCUCACAGAGCAACAGGGCAGAGGGACAUUGGGCUGCUGUGCUGCCUGGAAGCCCGGGAGCCUGUGGCCCACAUCCAGGGUGCGGCCCAGGUA